CGAGGUAAAUAAAAAUUGGAAAUUUUUCGAAUUUUUCCCUCAGUUCGAAUUGUCAACCGAUCCAAAUAUGGGUAAAAAAGGCAAAAAAGAAAAGAAACCCAAAGAUGAUCCGAAUAAGCUGACCCAGGUGGAUCGCACCUUCUAUGAGCUGACCAUUACGGAUUUGAAUCAGAAAUUGGCCCGGCUGCGUAGUCACCUGGUGACCUUGGAUGAGAAUAAUGUUAGUCUCAAGGAACAGCUGAAGAACAUAACCGAGGAGCGUACCGAUGUGGCUGCCCACCUGGAGAGGGCUCUGGCCGAACGCACCGAUACCAUAACCGAACUGGAGGAACGCCUCGUGGAAAUCACCAAGGUGAGAAAUAAGGAAAAAUCUGAGGCAGCCGAACAAAUCAAGGAUCUGGAGGCCAAAUACAAGGCCAUGCAUGACCAGUUGACGUCGGAAAUAAAACUCCUCAAUGGAAAACUAAAUUCCCUCGAUGAGUUCCGGAUCCAAAGGGAUGUACUUAUGGCCAAAUUCGAUGACCAGGAGGCCGAAGCCAAGGAAAAGGAGCGCCUACACCAAGAGCUCAUCUACAGCAUGGAACAGAGAGCCGUUGUGGAAAAGGAUGCCCUGAAAAAGGAGGUGGAAGCCAAGCUGCUCCAAGUCUCCGAGGACUUCACGCGAUCCAGUGAGAUACGAAAUGCCGGCUAUACCCGAAGGCUGAUUCGUGAAAACAUUGCCCUGCAAAAGGAAAUCGAUUCCCUGGUCCUCAGUCAAAUUCGCAUGCAGCAGGACUACAAUGAGACCAUGGCUCGACAUCGGGACAUGACAGAGCAAUUCACGGCCCUGGAUCAAUUGAAAAAUGAACUGAUCCGCAGCAGUCAGAAUAAAAUCAAAAUCAUUGAAAAGCUCACCGACAACUAUGAGCGAUUGAAGGCGAAGCAUGUGGAGCUCUUGAAAUAUCGUGGCCUCUAUGAAAAUCUAGCCAAGCGGGAUGUUUGUGAACGUUUUACCCUCAACGAUAUGGCCAAGAAAAUGAAAAUUAUGGGCCAGCGGAUCGAGAGCUUGAAAAUGGACAAGCAGCGUUUGCAGGCCCAGCAUGAGCAGUAUGAGGCGGAAAUUCUGCGGCUUAAAGGGGUGCUGCAGCAAAUACGCUCUGCCAUACAACAGGCCAUAACCAGCAUGGACCAUGGCCAAAUCACCACUCUCACACCCUCCAAGGGCGAGGAAGAAGACUCUGUGGCCAUCAAGAAAUUACAGCGGCAAGAUUUACUGCACGAACUUCUUCAAAUCAUUAGCAGCCAAGCGGAAGAUAGUCCCGCCGCAGAUGCCGCAUCCCUGGCCACACCCUCCCAAUCGAAAACCUCCCUCUAUCGGCCAGGAAAAAUGGGCUUUAUGGCCCGUUCCACAUCCUCUCUCAUGGAGAUUUUCAAAAGGGAUGUACAUCGCCUAGUUUCCGCCGAAAUCAUUGCUUCGGCAUAUCAGACGAAAAAGGAGGAGGGAAAAAUUAUACCCAAAGAUCGGGUGAGCGAAGCCGGUUCCAUAAUUGAUGUACAAAUGGGUUCCACGCUGUACGUAUCCGAGUCCCAUGAUGAAAUGGACAUUGGGGCUCCUGAGGAGAAUGAGGAGCCCGAGGAUAUGGGUGAAGAGGGUAGCAGCAGUGAUUAUGGCCCAGAGGUCGCAGCAGGAGCAGCAGCCAGUGAAGAGCAAAGAAAAACUGGUCUAAUGCAAAGGGAGUCUUCCAUUGGUACCUCUCCCCGAGAUUCGGAUAAGGAACCAGGUCCAUCGACAGUGGCCUCUGAAUCGUUGUCACGUGGAUCCAGGGUCUCGCGAGUGUCCAGGCAAAAGAGCCUGCCCCAGGCCGAUGAUGAGGCAUAUUCCAUAAAUUUAUUUUAUUAAAUUAAAAACAAAUAUUUUGUAAAUUUUUAUAUUUUGCUAAAAAAAAUAAAUUAAUUAA
Messenger RNA from Musca domestica (house fly), 1937 nucleotides. RefSeq names its product cilia- and flagella-associated protein 157. The record is from RefSeq and is a predicted model, not a curated record. Bases 68 to 1879 code for a protein of 603 amino acids. Gene Ontology annotation, molecular function: microtubule binding. Gene Ontology annotation, cellular component: ciliary basal body; cilium. Lineage: Eukaryota; Metazoa; Arthropoda; Insecta; Diptera; Muscidae. The transcript has a single exon.